UUGUGCAACCAUUUUGGAACAUCAUUCACUGACCCUGUCGUCAUAUGAUGGACUAUAAAAGACAUUAACAUUCACUUUAAUUAGCCUUAAAUCGUCUUAGACAAAGGACAUCACGUUGUCAUCAUGCAAGCCCUGGUUGUCUUCCUCUCUGUCAUUGUGGUGUGCUACUCUGCUACCACCCAUCGUCCCCACACUGGUCACCACACUGGCUCGACCGCUGCCCAUUCAACUCACGAGCCCCAUGAGUUCGAGACCGUUUCGUUUCAGUUCCAGGGAGUUACGGGUCACCUCAUUGUAACAGUGCACGCCGACAAGACAACGUUCAACUGCUACAUCGGCACCCUAAGUGACGCCGAGCAUGCGCAGAUCCACACUGACGCCGGCAUGAGGGCCGUCGAGUUGAGAGUGCUCGCCACGCUUACAAGCGCAACAUUGGUAACGGACUCGACGACGCUGGACAAACAUGACGUUCACUCGUGUGGUACUCAUGGCAGCAUAGCAACUACUUUUUAUACCAUCACGGCCUGAUUCGACCACAACGAAUAUCAAUAAUAGUCACAAUGGUGUAUUGUUAACUGAGAGUCGAUUAUGGCUUUGGCUUAAAUAUCGCAACUGUGUAACAACUUUCAUUUGAUAAAGACGUGAAAAAAAUACAAUUAACGUAGCGUUUAGUGUGUUUUCGUUUCUAAUGUAACAACUUUCAUUUGAAAUAGACGUGGAAAAAAAUUAAAUUAACGUAGCGUUUA
Messenger RNA from Dreissena polymorpha, 746 nucleotides. RefSeq lists its product as uncharacterized. The record is from RefSeq and is a predicted model, not a curated record. The coding region runs from base 124 to 528 and encodes 134 amino acids. The transcript is spliced from 4 exons. Lineage: Eukaryota; Metazoa; Mollusca; Bivalvia; Myida; Dreissenidae.